Amyelois transitella is the source of this 1387-nucleotide messenger RNA. RefSeq names its product dihydropteridine reductase (gene Dhpr). Bases 310 to 1044 code for a protein of 244 amino acids. Gene Ontology annotation, molecular function: 6,7-dihydropteridine reductase activity; NADPH binding; NADH binding. The record is from RefSeq and is a predicted model, not a curated record. The transcript has a single exon. Gene Ontology annotation, biological process: tetrahydrobiopterin biosynthetic process; L-phenylalanine catabolic process. Lineage: Eukaryota; Metazoa; Arthropoda; Insecta; Lepidoptera; Pyralidae. Gene Ontology annotation, cellular component: cytoplasm.
UUAAGUUUCUUCCUGUCCUUUUCCCAAUUCCAGCCCUUGAGAACUUUCCAUUUUUACUGAAUCAAUAAGUUACUUGGGUUGACUUCUAAAGAAAGCUCUAAGUAUAGAUGUAUAUAACUCUUUCCCACGCGCUAGUUAAAUACGUCAAGUAUUGUUCAUUGUGGUUAAUUACCGGUCAUUCGUGUUCACGGACCGAGUGAUAGUCGAGGCUGCCACACACCGAAGAUAACGAGUUCGCCGUUCCAUUGCCUUCGCCUGUCGUUUGGGAAUUCAGUUGGAUUUUAAUCGCGACAGUAGUAAGACGUGACAAUGGCUAGUGGCAGAAUUGUAGUAUACGGAGGCCGCGGCGCGCUUGGAGCCGCAUGCGUUAACCAUUUCAAGUCAGCGAAUUGGUGGGUGGCCAAUGUGGAUUUGAACCCGAACGAGAGCGCCGACGUUAAUAUUACGGUCCCUAAAGAUGGUUCUUGGGUCCAGCAAGAAGAACACGUUGUUAAGGAACUCGGCGAAGCGCUGCAAGGUCAGAAAGUGAAUGCGGUGAUUUGCGUGGCCGGCGGCUGGGCUGGCGGUAACGCGGCCAAGGAACUCUGCAAGCAAGCGGAUCUCAUGUGGCGCCAAUCAGUUUGGAGCUCAACUAUCGCGGCCACACUUGCUGCUAAAUACCUCACUCCUGGUGGAUUGUUAGCUUUAACUGGUGCUAAGGCCGCAUUAGAACCGACACCUGGUAUGAUUGGUUAUGGUCUUGCCAAAGGUGCCGUGCACCAGUUAACAAAAUCUCUUGGUGCCAAAGACUCAGGGCUGCCAGAAAACUCGUUAGCAGUGGCUAUACUGCCUGUAACAUUAGACACAGAAAUGAACAGGAAGUGGAUGCCUAAAGCAGACUUCAGCAGUUGGACCCCCCUUAAGUUUGUUGCGGAGUUGUUUGAGAAGUGGAUCAAGGGGGAGCAGCGUCCAGAGAGUGGCAGCCUGGUUGCCCUUGUUACUAAGAAUAAUGUCACUGAGCUUAUUGUCAACAAAGACAAUGUUACUGAAGCUAUUAUUCAGUAAAUCUGGCCAAUCUUAUAACUAUAUAAAAGACAAUUUGAUUGUCAGUAUUGUAACUUGAUGUUAUUGAUGUUACUUAUUUUACAAGUCUUCUGAAAGCAUUUAAUUGUGAUUAUUCUAAACUUUAAAUGUAUGUAGUAACUACUUAUAUUAACAUCUUGGAAUAUUGUACAAGACUGUCAAGCGAAAACAAGUAUUUAUAACAAGCAAGUAAUAUGCUUUUAAUGUCUCAAGUAUAUCAGACAAUAAGGGAACAAAUCUCAUACUUAGUAGUGUGAUGUCUGUGAAUGUUAUUUUUACAUAAUUUAUGUGAUAUUUUAAGAGUAUAAUAAAUGUUGAAUCAUUA